This is a messenger RNA of Amoebophrya sp. A25, 1389 nucleotides long. NCBI's taxonomy places the organism in Eukaryota, Dinophyceae, Syndiniales, Amoebophryaceae. The record is from the annotation of a GenBank genome assembly.
GCAGGGUGUUGCUUGGCAUAUUUUAUGAGCAUGACGAGCAAGGAGAACGUCAGCUGUUCGUAGAUCAGGGAGAGGCUGUUCUUGAGGUUGUUGUACUAUAUCUCGUGAGUCACUGUGAUCAUACAUGGUGCUCUAUCUUGAACGUUGUUCCUCUAGCACCACUCAGUCGUAUCUAAUUGCCACGUCUCGUAGCACUCGUUGCGAUUCACCCGUUGCAUCGUUGUGAGUGGACGCCGCAGGCUAACGCGAGACGGCGAGCGGGUGGAAAGAAUGCUCCUGUUAAGGCUUGUUCCCUACAGUAAUUUAUCUUGAGAACAAGCAUUUUUGGCCAUUUCUUGGCUCGAAACCAUUUUUCGACCAUUUCUAUUUCACUUUUUCAAGUAGAAAAGCAUGUUUUCAAGGGGAAAGAAAGUGGUCAAAGAUGUGCUUGUUCAAGAUGAAUUUGGAGUAAUAUCACCUUGUGAGUAUCUUUCUCCUAAUCUACUUGUGAGCACUAUAGUGCCUCCAAGAUGAAUUUGGGUAAUGAAUUUGAGUAAGCGUAGGCUCUAAUCCCAUGAGUAUGGCCUACUAUCCGCCUAGGGAUGUGUUGGAUGAUUUUAUCAUGCAAAUGUCAACGAGACGUGAGACACAAAAGGCCGCAACAGCAGAAGCGAACAAGAAUAAACCACCUGUGAAAACAAAGCCAGAUGGUAUAUUUGGUUGUUGUUGUUCUAGUUUUUACUACUUACUCAGUAAUGAUCGAUGUUCUGUUAGGUCGUAAUGAUUGUUCGUGCCUUUUUAGGAACUGUUCGGAUACUUCUUGUACUAGAGAUUCAAUGAAGUCCGAUGGCGAUGGUCGUUUGGUUGAGACACGUUUCUUUGUAGAGAUAUUUAUCGGAUUUGUUUUGAGACCAUUAUGUGAAAAAGAGCUAGAAUAUGACCAUCAACAUCACCAUCAACAUCACAAUCCUUACCCUACUCCAACAAACAUCACCAACAUCACACUUCUUACCCUACUCCAGUCCUACCUCACAACCAGAUAUCUACGGUUCCAACCUGGACAUGAUGCUCUCUCUCGUCCGCUCUUCGUUACUGCAACAAGAGGAGGUUUUCGGAGUGUUUCACUUUGACGUGGUCGAAAAGCUGUUUGGCAUCUUACAGUGGUGGUGUGACAAUAGUACGAUGAGGUAUAGUUAAGGCUUGUCAGAAUUAUACCAGAAUAUUCAAUUUAUUCAACCCACGGGGAGCGCAUCACUUCUAGUACAAUCGAUCCUAGGGGACCACUACAUUCAAUUUUUUCAAGUUCGAGGCUAUAUUCACCUUCCAUCCGUCAAGAUAAGAUAUCUCUAUAAUGCUACUGCAUUCAAGAAUAAAUUGAGUGUUGUACGACGCUCAUCUAAAGUAUCGAAG